Messenger RNA from Oncorhynchus nerka (sockeye salmon), 857 nucleotides. Its product is annotated as putative protein FAM47C. The record is from RefSeq and is a predicted model, not a curated record. The annotation marks the transcript as partial. NCBI's taxonomy places the organism in Eukaryota, Metazoa, Chordata, Actinopteri, Salmoniformes, Salmonidae. The transcript has 2 exons.
AACCAAGGAUCAACUCCCCUGAGAGUGGGGGUCAGAACCAAGGAUCAACUCCCCCUGAGAGUGGGGUCAGAACCAAGGAUCAACUCCCCCUGAGAGUGGGGUCAGAACUAAGGAUCAACUCCCUGAGAGUGGGUCAGAACCAAGGAUCAACUCCCCCUGAGAGUGGGGUCAGAACUAAGGGAUCAACUCCCCCUGAGAGUGGGGUCAGAGCCAGGAUCAACUCCCUGAGAUGGGGUCAGAACCAGGGAUCAACUCCCCCUGAGAGUGGGGUCAGAGCCAGGGAUCAACUCCCCCCUGAGAGUGGGGUCAGAGCCAGGGAUCAACUCCCCCCUGAGAGUGGGGUCAGAACCAGGGAUCAACUCCCCCCUGAGAGUGGGGUCAGAACCAAGGAUCAACUCCCCCCUGAGAGUGGGGUCAGAACCAGGGAUCAACUCCCCCCUGAGAGUGGGGUCAGAACCAAGUAUCAACUCCCCCUGAGAGUGGGGUCAGAGCCAAGGAUCAACUCCCCCCUGAGAGUGGGGUCAGAGCCAGGGAUCAACUCCCCCCUGAGAGUGGGGUCAGAACCAGGAUCACAUCCCCUGAGAGUGGGGUCAGAACCAACUCCCCUGAGAGUGGGUCAGAACCAAGGAUCAACUCCCCUGAGAGUGGGGUCAGAACCAAGGAUCAACUCCCCCCUGAGAGUGGGGUCAGAACCAAGGAUCAACUCCCCCCUGAGAGUGGGGUCAGAACCAAGGAUCAACUCCCCCCUGAGAGUGGGGUCAGAACCAAGGAUCAACUCCCCCCUGAGAGUGGGGUCAGAACCAAGGAUCAACUCCCCCCUGAGAGUGGGGUCAGAACCAGGGAUCAACUCCCCCUGA